AUGAAUUUGUCACUUCGGAUAUUCCUAGAGCCCCAUCUCUUAUUGUCCAUAUUAGUGCGCCAUGGGAUGGCAUGUAAAGCAAAGAACAUAGAACAGGUUUACCAGGACAGAAAGAGAGUGAAAGGUCUGGCAGGGUUAAAGGGCAUAGCUGUGAGAGUUGUUGGUGGGGCUAGAAGGAGAAGGAAAGCAAAGACGAAGAAAAUUAAGGUUCCAGAUAGUUUGAUGGAAUUUUGGCACAAGAUGAUCUUUCCUGCGAGAAGAGUUUGGCUUGCUCUUUCUUCUCGUGUUAAAGCUCGCAAAAAUGGUGCUGGUAUUCUGAAGCUUCACAAUGAUGUACAGACCUGUGGAUAUGAAGAUGUGCAAGUGAUGUGGGAAAUGCUGAGGAGAUCGGAAUCGGAGCUGAUAGCUAGUCAUCCAAAGCGCAAGCAACGGCCUUUUUGGAGAGUUUUUGUAUGGUCUAACGCUAACCAGAGUGCGGCCUCAUCCUUCUCUGCAAAUCACUCCUGA
Molecule: messenger RNA, 507 nt
Organism: Dovyalis caffra
Lineage: Eukaryota; Viridiplantae; Streptophyta; Magnoliopsida; Malpighiales; Salicaceae
Source: the annotation of a GenBank genome assembly